CUAAACUCUUUUACUCCACACCAGUUUUAGCAAUAUUAUUACAACACUAUGGGGAGAUUAACUUUAUUAGGUUCACCUAUUAUUUUAACUCUCUUAGUAUGUCUUCAAGUUGGAAUUGUUUGUGGUGCUACCAAUGAAAAGAAAUUGGUGACAGUGUUGAGUAUUGAUGGAGGUGGAAUUAGAGGCAUUAUUCCUGGAACCCUUCUUGCCUUUCUUGAAUCCAAACUUCAGGAGCUUGAUGGACCUAAUGCAAGAAUAGCAGAUUACUUUGAUGUGGUUGCUGGAACAAGCACAGGUGGACUAAUAACUACUAUGCUAACAGCUCCAAAUAGGGAUAAUCGUCCUUUAUAUGCAGCAAAAGAUAUUUCUACCUUCUACAUGGAGCAUGGCCCACACAUCUUUCCUCAAACCCGGCGUAGAAACUUCGUGAAUAAUGUGGCACAUUUGUUUGGUGGACCAAAGUAUGAUGGAGAGUACUUGAGAUUAUUGGUUGAUUCCAUAUUAGGGAACCUUACUAUAAAGCAGAUGUUAACUCAUACAGUAAUUCCAGCUUUCGAUAUCAAGCGUCUUCAACCCAUUAUCUUCACUACUGUUGAUGGCAGAACAAAUGGGUUAAAGGAUGCCUUGUUGUCAGAUAUAUGUCUGAGUACCUCUGCAGCCCCAACUUAUUUCCCAGUACACUAUUUUGAGACUAGGGAUGCUGCAGGGAGAAUCCACACAUUUGAUCUUAUUGAUGGAGGUGUAGCUGCUAAUAAUCCUAAUUUUUUUUAUUGGCAGACUCUAAUGGCAAUCACACACAUUUCAAAAGAAAUAAUGAUGGGAAGUUUAAAGUAUGAAGAGAUGGAAAGAAUGGACAGCAAGAAAAUGUUGGUAUUAUCAUUAGGGACAGGUAUUGGGAAGCACCAAGGGAAGUAUAAUGCAGCAUCAGCUACAAAGUGGGGCUUGCUUGGUUGGGUAUACAACAAUGGUGACACUCCAAUAAUAGAUGUUUAUAGUGAUGCAAGUGCUGAUAUGGUGGACAUACAUGUUUCAACCAUGUUUCAAACCCUUCAUAAUGAAAAAAAUUACCUCAGAAUUCAGGAUGAUAAUUUGAUCGGGGAUGCUGCAUCAAUGGAUAUAGCAACCACAGAAAACAUGGAGACACUUGUGCAAAUUGGUAACAAUCUAUUGAAGAAGCCAGUGUCUAGAGUCAACUUGGAGACAGGCCAAUAUGAACCAGUUCAUGGGGAGGGCACCAAUGAAGAAGCUCUUAUCCGUUUUGCUAACUUGCUUUCACAUGAGAAGAAACUAAGAAGUUAGACUACAUUGAUUUGGGAAAAUUCCAUAUCAAAAAUUGGAUUUGCACUGUCCCCUUGUUAGUUGCUAUGGUUUUUAUGCUAUUUUCUUCUCCCUUGCACUUGGAUUUGCUGCACUUGAGCUGAGGGUCUUUCAGAGAUUGAACAAUCUCUGUACCUCCACAUGGUAAUUCUAAGAUUUGUGCACACUCUACCCUCCUCAGACCCCAUUUGUGAAAAUUCACAGGUAUGUUGAAGGUAUUGUGUAAGGCAACAAUAGUGAUGUGCCAAUCGAUAUAGUAUUCCAUUCUAUUGUAGGAAAGCAUAUUUUGUUCUCUAUACUUCAAAGAGGUAUAUGGUUUUCAAACUUCCCAGCAAAUAUAAAUUAGAAUAAUCUACAGCGAUAGCCUAUGGAUGUUGUUGACUGGUUUGAA
Solanum lycopersicum (tomato) is the source of this 1708-nucleotide messenger RNA. The record is from RefSeq and is a predicted model, not a curated record. Lineage: Eukaryota; Viridiplantae; Streptophyta; Magnoliopsida; Solanales; Solanaceae.